UUCCUCAUUGGCCUGUAUUGUAUUCUUUUACUGGGGAUUCCUUCAAUAAAAUACUAUUCAGGUAGGGCAAGGAGUUCGGCCGUCGCUUUUUUGUCUUGAAAUGAAUAACAUUUCAAGUAACAGGGCUGUCUCAUUUGCUCUGUCGCAUUGGUAUACCUUCAAAUGAAUCGCUGUGCGUUGUUGCCUUCAAAAGCAUCGCUUCCGCGAAGGGUUUGGUACUUCUUUACAGUUAGGAAAAUUCUUAAAAAAUUGAGGUGCAAAAAAAAGGUUUUAUUUGAUUGUUUGCUGAAUGAUCAUUUGUUGGAUUUUUAAUGUUUGUUUUAUCCCUGCUGCAAUAACUCUGGCGAAAAUAAGAUGCGUAAGUCAAUAGAUGAAAGAGAUUUUAGAAUGGAGUGGAUGCUAUGCAAACCCAAAAUAUUCAAGAGCAACGUUCCCUCCAUAGUGUCAUCACAUUGAAUGGAAAACUGCAAAUAGACGGAAGCCUUUGUGGACUCAGACCGAGCACUUUCAUUAAGAGCAUACUUUCAAGGGAAAAUGCCCCAAUAACUUAGUUCUGAAGAUAACUCUUCUUUAGAAGUAGUAAUUACUUGAGCGCAUUUGACCAUUGAUUCAUCUUUUGGAUGAGAAUAUUAUGAUUGCAUUUAUAGGUAAGGAAGGUACAGUAAUGCCAAUGGAUGAAGAAGGAGAUAGUGUCACACCUGAACCUAAUAAAACUACUCAUGCUAUCCCUCCCAAAACUUCUACAGUGACUGUGGCAGAUGAAGCUACAGAUAACAAUGAGAAUAUUGCAAAUUCUGAUGUGGUGCAUGUUUUACCUCACAUUAGAAAUUUGAGUUUGGAUAGGGACAUGACAGAAAAGAAGUAUGGUGAUCAGAAAUCAAUAAGUCAUAUGUCAGCAGCAUCAAGUUCUGCCAAGGCUGUACGAUCUAACCACACUGUUCCUCAGCCAUUUGCUCUUGCAACUGAAAAGCGUGCUUCUAGUGCAAAUCGUGCUUUUGUUGCUGAAGCUGCUAACGAGGGAGACAAAGAUCCUAAUGCAGAUGUGCAAUCGUCCGACGUCCAGAAGAAGGCUCAGAGUAACUUAACAGUCACGUCUAGGAGGCCAUUGCAUCCUGAUAACAUCAUGUACUCAGAUGAAGAGGAUUCUUGCUCCAUUACUUCUGCUACCGCACCUUCUAUAAGAAAUUUGAAAGUUAAUACAACAGUGGCAAUUGCCCCUACAUUCAAAUGUAGUGAACGUGCAGAGAGGCGGAAGGAGUUCUAUUCAAAAUUAGAAGAGAAACAUCAGGCUCUCGAAGCAGAGAAACUUGAAUGUGAAGCUAGGACCAGGGAAGAGAAAGAGGCAGCUCUAAAGCAACUAAGGAAGAGUUUGAAUUUCAAAGCAACGCCAAUGCCUAGCUUCUACCAUGAGGGGCCUCCGCCAAAGCUUGAACUAAAGAAGCUGCCUCCAACUCGGGCUAAAUCACCCAAGCUUGGUCGACGGAAGAGCUGUGGCGACGCAAGCAAUCUGGCUUUAGGAGACUACGGUCGGCAUCAACAUCACAAUUUUGGUACUUCUGAGGAUCCUCCGAACAAGUUACAGAGUAAUACCAAGAACAGUAACACAACUAAAGCCAAAGAAGGGGUUAAAUCCACGAGGGAGAAGUCUAAGCAUCAAGGUGACGAGGUAGCAGCUCAGGCUCCCUCUGACAACACUGUGCAAGGUCAAGCUGACACUGGUGUCAGUGUGCAGCCCUGAUGCUGCAUUUCCAUGCCCUUUUGAUCCUUAAUUUUUCUUAAAUCCAACCUAUAAUUUAUCUCUACAUGAAAGUGUCAGCUUUUGUAGAUUGGUAACCAAUGUGAGAAAUCGUUGUCACUGUUGUCAAUUUUGUAUCUAUGUUACGAUCCUGACAGUCGGUGAGAACUGCUGGAAAUACUUGUCUCGUUAACCUUUUUGAUUUGAAUUAUAAACUUUCACUUGCA
Messenger RNA from Musa acuminata AAA Group (dessert banana), 1962 nucleotides. Its product is annotated as protein WVD2-like 3. Gene Ontology annotation, biological process: microtubule cytoskeleton organization. The transcript is spliced from 7 exons. Gene Ontology annotation, molecular function: microtubule binding. NCBI's taxonomy places the organism in Eukaryota, Viridiplantae, Streptophyta, Magnoliopsida, Zingiberales, Musaceae. Bases 632 to 1738 code for a protein of 368 amino acids. The record is from RefSeq and is a predicted model, not a curated record.